This is a messenger RNA of Nomascus leucogenys (northern white-cheeked gibbon), 2124 nucleotides long. RefSeq names its product serine/threonine-protein kinase PINK1, mitochondrial-like. The record is from RefSeq and is a predicted model, not a curated record. Lineage: Eukaryota; Metazoa; Chordata; Mammalia; Primates; Hylobatidae. Gene Ontology annotation, biological process: autophagy of mitochondrion; protein phosphorylation; regulation of apoptotic process. Gene Ontology annotation, molecular function: protein serine/threonine kinase activity; ATP binding. Gene Ontology annotation, cellular component: mitochondrion.
AUGGGCUCACUGCAGGUAAUGGACUCAUCCACCCCGCAGGCUCCUACGCAUCUGUGUCAGGUCCUAUGGGCCCAGGCUGUGCCCUGGGACACUGGGCAGGGGAGUGUGGCCGAUGCUAGGGUCCUGGCUGAGGCAGCCCAGGUUGGUGCUGCCAAGAAACCACUCACCACCCAAGAGGACACUGAGUUUGUGGGAUGGGAUCUGGGGAGACAUGCCUGUUUCAGCUUGGCUGUGCUACCACCCCAGAAAGCUCUGAGGACCCUCAAGGGAUGCCCUCUCCAACAUGGCCAGCCGCACGCCCUCUGCUUGCGGAUCUGCGGCAGCCCUGAGGUGGGCAGGAUGCAGACACAUGAGAAUAAUGUAAAUAAGAAGCUUUAUGAUAAGGUGCGACAGGCGCUGGGCUGCGGCCUGAAGCUGGGUCGAGCGCUGCUGCUGCCCUUCAUGGGCAAGCCGGGCGGGGCCUAUGGCUUCGGGCGGCCGGGCCCGGCGGCGGGCUGUGUCCGCGAGGAGCGUCCGGGCUGGGCCUCCCCAGCGGAGACGGUUCCUCGCAGGAUCGGGCUCGGGCUCCCCAACCGUCUCCGCUUCUUCCGCCAGUUGGUGGCCGGGCUGGCGGCGCGGUUGCAGCGGCAGUUCGUGGUGCGGGCCUGGGGCUGCGCGGGCCCUUGCGGCCGGGCAGUCUUUCAGGCCUUCGGGCUAGGGCUGGGCCUCAUCGAGGAGAAGCAGGCAGAGAGCCGGCGGGAGGUCUCGGCCUGUCAGGAGAUCCAGACAAUUUUUAUCCAGAAAAGCAAGCCGGGGCCUGACCCGUUGGACACGAGACGCUGGCAGGGCUUUCAGCUGGAGGAGUAUCUGAUAGGGCAGUCCAUUGGCAAGGGCUGCAGUGCCACUGUGUAUGAAGCCACCAUGCCUACAUUGCCCCAGAACCUGGAGGUGACAAAGAGCACCGGGUUGCUUCCAGGGAGAGGCCCAGGUACCAGUGCACCAGGAGAAGGGCAGGAGAGAGCUCCAGGGGCCCCUGCCUUCCCCUUGGCCAUCAAGAUGAUGUGGAACAUCUCGGCAGGUUCUUCCAGCGAAGCCAUCUUGAACAUAAUGAGUCAGGAGCUGGUCCCAGCCAGCCGAGUGGCCUUGGCCGGGGAAUAUGGAGCAGUCACUUACAGAAAAUCCAAGAGAGGUCCCAAGCAACUAGCCCCUCACCCCAACAUUAUCCAGGUUCUCCGCGCCUUCACCUCUUCCGUGCCGCUGCCGCCAGGGGCCCUGGUCGACUACCCUGAGGUGCUGCCCCCACGCUUCCACCCUGAAGGCCUGGGCCACUGCCGGACGCUACUCCUCGUUAUGAAGAACUAUCCCUGCACCCUGAGCCAGUACCUUCGUGUGAACACACCCAGCCCCCGCCUCGCCACCAUGAUGAUGCUGCAGCUGCUGGAAGGCGUGGACCAUCUGGUUCAACAGGGCAUCGCGCACAGAGACCUGAAAUCCGACAACAUCCUUGUGGAGCUGGACCCAGACGGCUGCCCCUGGCUGCUGAUCGCAGAUUUUGGCUGCCGCCUGGCUGAUGAGAGCAUCGGCCUGCAGUUGCCCUUCAGCAGCUGGUAGGUGGAUCCGGGCGGAAACGGCUGCCUGAUGGCCCCAGAGGUGUCCACAGCCUGUCCUGGCCCCAGAGCAGUGAUUGACUACAGCAAGGCUGAUGCCUGGGCAGUGGGAGCCAUCACCUAUGAAAUCUUCGGGCUUGUCAAUCCCUUCUACAGCCAGGGCGAGGCCCACCUUGAAAGCCGCAGCUACCAGGAGGCUCAGCUACCUACACUGCCCGAGUCGGUGCCUCCAGACGUGAGACAGCUGGUGAGGGCACUGCUCUAGCGAGAGGCCAGCAAGAGACCAUCUGCCCGAGAAGCUGCAAAUGUGCUUCAUCUAAGCCUCUGGGGUGAACAUAUUCUAGCCCUGAAGAAUCUGAAGUUAGACAAGAUGGUUGGCUGGCUCCUCCAACAAUCGGUCGCCACUUUGUUGGCCAACAGGCUCACAGAGAAGUGUUGUGUGGAAACAAAAAUGAAGAUGCUCUUUCUGGCUAACCUGGAGUGUGAAACACUCUGCCAGGCAGCCCUCCUCCUCUGCUCGUGGAGGGCAGCCCUGUGA